CAUGAACCUUAAAAAGAGUUGUAUGGACAGGUUGCAACCUCAGGCCACCACGAUCUGUUAGUCAGCCAGCAAGCCAAGCCACUGUGAACCUCUCAGUAUGGCUGAGCCGGCUUGAAUGAAAGAGCAAUCGGGGGCAUGCAGCGAGCUGAUAAUGCCUAUUUAGUCGAGACCAAUAAUGGAUGACUGACCUUUGUCCGAUCGCUUCGUGAUUCAAACAAAUCUCCGCUCUUUGUGUUACAUGAGACUAUUCAGCUGCCCCAUCCCGGAUUCCCCUCCCUCGCUGUUCCCCAGACCCAACUGCCUCCGCGCUCGCGACGUCCUGCACCCCUCCCCUCAAACCAACAGCGACAACAACAACAACAACAGCUCGAAACUCCGGGUCCCUAUUCUCGCGCCGUUCCAUUUUAGCCCGGUCCUGCUCCCGUGGUUUUCGUCGUAAACCAAAUGCAGCCAUCUAUCACGCAUCUCAUUCGCGCCAGGUGAUAGAGACGCCUCACUUGCGGCUAGAUGGAGACCCAUGGCGUCCGGAUACAACUCAACUUUCUCCGCGACAUCGGUCCAGCACCGCGCUGCAGGAGAUGGGAGAUCACUGUCUAGUCAGGAUGACGGCUUCGUGGACGGCAGCUGGCCUGGGCCUCCUGCUUCAAGAACGGGGAGAAAUGGCCGAUCUGGGUCGGGAGGAAGUACAACCAUCGGCCCGCGGGGAGGGUCCUUGGCUCCUUCCUCAGGAGGACCGGGUAGCUUCAGCGCCGAACUGAAAAGUAUGAAGUCAUCGCGAAGUACCACUCCGCGGGCUGACACACGACCCGACGCCCCAUAUGCGCGGAGACCUAGCAGCAUCGACUAUAACGACCUACCGAGCACAGAGGAGCGCCAGGCCGUGAUUCGUGAUAAGAUCGCCAAAGAGAUGAAGAUCAAAACAGGGACAGAGAAUAUGCUAGAGGCACUGUUAACGAAGAGUUCAAAGCAAACAAAGGACCAGAGGUUGAGGGUGGAAUCGGAGCUUAGCUCGUCAAACCGCAAGCUUGCCGAGCUACACAAUGAACUAGAGGAGGAGCUUCUACGUGCGCAGGCGCCAUCAACUCCUCCUCGAAGCCGGCUAUCGAGUUUAUUUCAAGGAAGCUCGAUGCGAUCACCCUCUCGUGCCGCCAAUGUGUCCGACACUGAGCCACUGGAAGAUGUCGAAGGGGAAAUGGAGUCGCCGACAUAUGUUCUUGCCGAGACUCUUCAAGCUCUGGAAAUAGAAGGGAUGUCGCCGGAUUAUUACGUUGAGCGUGCAAACAGUCUCGUCGAACUCUUCAAACGACACCCUACCUUGAAGUAUGACCUUGCGUGGUCUGUUUUUGGUCUGCGAGUUCAAGUCAUGCUUUUGAGUGACAGCAAAGAGGUAGUGGCAGCUGGUUACCGGUUAACUCGCUAUGCCAUUGCAGACCGAAAAUCCCUCCAGGUCAUCCGAUCACUUCAUACAGAUGAACUCGUUAUCCUAUCCUUGGUCAAGGAGAGCAAAGCGAGCAUUGAACGAGAGCAGGCACUAAAGUUUGUGCGUGCAUUCUUAGAUGUCAAGGAUGGUGUAAAGGAGAUUUCACGUCCUGUUGUACGGACGAUCGUGUCCGUCGCUGAGCACCACGAGGACCGUCUUCGAAAUAUUUCACUCAUGACGCUCGCGGAGAUACUAGUCAAAGACCCUCAAUUAAUAGCCUACGCAGGAGGGUUUUCCCCAUUACACGAUGCCCUUUCAGAGGGAACAUUUGGUGCCUCAGAAAGUUUGAUCUCAAGCUUCUUGCAUGUCCUCGACACACCUCGCAGCAGGACGCAUCUUAGGGGAGGGUGCGAAUUAGAAGCGGUUCUCGCACCAUUCACUGACUCUCUGUCCGACAGUGUUCGCAGUGGACGCUUACAAUCAUCAGCAAAGGCCAUCUCUGCGAUGUUAAAGACAUGGCCGGGCUUGGUUAUUCUCGGAAGGAACGGAGCAAAGCCGCUAAAGUCGCUUUUAGAAUCGUUGCACUACCCUGACCCUCAGGCGAGGGAUUUGAUCAUGGAGCUUCUAUUUGACGCCUUGAGGAUAAAGCCGCCCUCUUGGUCGUCGUCAUUUCUCGCCGGACGAAGGCUUACGACCUAUGGCAGAGUCGCGAAUUUAAGAUCAGAGUCGGACACGAAACAUCUCCGGGGCGUUUUCGGCGGUGGCGAUAAUAAAUUCGAUCUUACAGCACACUUUUCGACACUUAUUCUCGCUACCUUGGUCGAUGCUGGCCUGUCAAAGGCUCUCUGUGACCUGAUUGAAGAAGAAGAGGAUCUAUCGCUUCGGCGAAAGGCAACGUUGCUUCUGACAGAGGUUUUGAAGCUAGCCCACCAUUCUCUACCCCAGAAUGUCAGUGCGAAGCUUCAAGUUCUUCCACAUUUGAUUUCGCCUGCCAUUACAUUUGACGUUGAGAAUCACGACGUUUCAACUUCCACUAUAUACCAAAUAGAAAGCAUCAACAGGACCCUGGCCCGCUCGUUAGCCGGUGUUCCCAAUGGAGCUGGAAGAUAUAGCGUUGAUGUUGAUAUUUCGGCCACCCUAUUAUCCCCAGAUCAGAACAAAGACAAGCUGAGCCCUGCCAUGGAUGAGACGCAGUUUCGCAACGCGAUCCUGGAGACACAUGUCCUAAAUACCGUCAACUAUAUCAAGUGGAAAUGGGACCUGAUUCAUAAAAUCGUCGAAGGCCCUCUCACAAAUCCAAAGAGGCUUGAUGAAGCGAUAAAAGGGUCCAAGUUUAUGAAACGCCUGAUGGGAUUCUAUCGCCCGUUCAAGUACAGAUUUUCGAUGCUACCAAACACGAAACCGAAUCAGCGCUAUGUUCGCACAGGCUGCGCAUUGAUGCGCACACUGGUGCAAACCACCGAGGGAACCAAAUACCUGGCGGAGAACAAGUUCCUUCGGCAGGUCGCUGAAUGUCUUGCUCAAGUGGACCAUAUGAGUGGUCUGACGUCGUCUUCACCAUUAUUCUCCAAGGACCAAAUGUCCUCAACAUUGAGCGGAGGGUACUUUGCCAUGCUUGGAACAUUAAGUGCUGAUGCAAACGGCCUUGCGAUGAUGGAAAGGUGGCACAUGCUCAACAUGUUCUAUCAUAUCAUUGAACUUCGGGAUCGGGACGAUCUAGUGCAGACGCUUUUGGGCAAUAUGGAUUACACUCAGGGCAGUCAUCUCAGAGUGAUGCUGUCCAAGGCGCUCACCACAGGCUCGAAAGAUAUUCGCAUCUUCGGAACCAGACUGCUUCGAAAGUAUACGAUGGGAAAUGUCUCACUUCCUUCACUCAUGGAUGUGGAUAAUGCCGACUGGGUUAUCAAGCUCCUCGUAACCCAGCUAUAUGAUCCCGAUGUUUCCGUUUGCCAAGUGGCCGUCAAGAUUCUCGAGGAGGCGUGCAAUCAGCGUGACUAUCUUGAGUUUGUGGUCAAGUGCCGACCAUCUUUAGAUCACCUCGGCGAAAUCGGCGCGCCCUUACUCUUGCGAUUUCUAUCGACAUCAGUAGGGUAUCAUUAUCUCGAUGGACUCGACUACAUUACGCAAGAAAUGGACGACUGGUUCCUCGGCAGAAAUGAUGCAUAUGUGGGCCUCGUCGAGGCUGCUUUAUCCCGAGCUUACGUCGACCAACCUCGAAGAAGCAGUCUGGUUCCUGAAGAUCUUGUGGACCUUCAGGAUAUCGGCCUGGUACCACCGCACUUCUAUAGGGAACUGGCUCGCACUGCCGAAGGGUGCAGACUUCUCGAGGAGUCAGGCCACUUCAAUGAGUUUUCUGGGACGAUUCAGGAUUUCACAUUGAACGAGGAAGACAACGAGGCCCUCCUCAAAGUCAAGGGCUGCCUCUGGGCUGUGGGAAAUGUCGGGUCUAUGGAGUUGGGCGCUCCAUUCCUCGGUUUAGACCUUGUGCGGCAUAUUGCGAAGAUAGCCGAAUGCGCAGAGGUCCUGACAAUGAGGGGGACUGCGUUCUUUGUCCUGGGCCUGAUCUCGCGCAGUCAACACGGGCUUGGAGUCUUGAGAAAAUGUGGUUGGGACUCGGCGGUUGAUCAGAAGGGAAAUUCACUUGGGCUAUGUCUCCCAACGGACUUUAGCAAGCUCUUCUUGGUUGAUUUCCCUUUUUAUUCCAGAUCUUCAGACGCGAAGCGCACAUCCCAGGAAAAACUCAAAGCAGCUACCUUGGAUUCUGAUGCUGGUAACCAAAAGAUCCUCAAGCUGAUCGCUGACAUGGGCAACACUGUUUUGUCCAAGCGGGCAGCAGCAGAUCUUCACAGCCUCAAAUCCAAACAACCUGAAAAGUUCCACCAGCCUCACCUUUUCCGCAAGGCACUGAGUAUUCUCGAAAGUCACCACUUUAGAUUGCCUGCUCGACGCUUCGCACUCGAUCUUUUCGACAAGAGCGUGAUGCGGCGUAUAGUCAUAGACGAGGAGUCUGAUACCGAUUCGGACGAGAGUUCCUCGCAAGAAUCGUCCUAACCCUUUCUUCUCCAAUUUAGGCUUUACUAGCCUAACUUCAAUCCAAACCUCGUGCCGCUCCAGGCAUGAACGACAAACAAACAUUUUCUUACGUGGUUCUCGGCCUAUAGUUUGCUGGCCUUGCGGUUGAUCCGAUGUUUUCUGGAUUUGGCGAGAAGUGGUGGCUGUUAUAUAUGGUUGUGGGAGUUUCGGUUUGGAUUCUUGGUUGAUUCUCUUACUCUUGGCUUCAUUUGAGAAGUCAAUGUCCUGCUUCUUUAGCGGCAGAUGUAUACUGUACAUACACACGAAACGAUCACGAAGGUUGAGUAUCAUCACUUAAGUAUAUAAUUGGUAUCGUCACUCGUAGGUAGCUGUAGAAAUAUGCUAAAUUUGGAGAGUAAUGCAUUACAUAAGGCGUUCAUAAAGCGGC
Messenger RNA from Aspergillus calidoustus, 4880 nucleotides. The record is from the annotation of a GenBank genome assembly. Lineage: Eukaryota; Fungi; Ascomycota; Eurotiomycetes; Eurotiales; Aspergillaceae.